UUUGCACGUGCAGCUCGCUGACAAUCUGCACUGAAAUCCUCACUGACCUCGUACAGUCUCACACUUAUUCCUUUACCACUGCUGCAGCUGCCGCACUUUGAACAUAAUGCAGGCUUCAUUCCUGAACAACCGGGCAGAGAGUCACUUCACCCCCUCGCUGGAGUGUGAAUUGGACAGCUUGGGGGGCGAAGGCGUAGUGAACCUGGGGUACAGCCGUUCCCCCCCGCUCUCGCCCCUAAGCACCAUCUACAACCCAAAGUCUGUUCUGGCGAACCCCUAUGGCAGCUCAUGUAAGCUGGACCUGCCUGCUCCUGUGGCUGCUGAGUCCAAGAGCCCCAGUGACCACCAGGGGAAACCAUCCACUGGAUGCUGUUCUUUCAUCACUCGAGCAGUGCGCGGAUUAUGGGGAACCACACUGACAGAGAACACAGCAGAGAACCGGGAGAUGUUUGUAAAGACUACUCUUAGAGAGCUGAUGGUCUACAUCAUCUUCCUCCUGGAUAUAUGUCUAUUGACGUAUGGCAUGACCAGCUCAAACGCCUACUACUACAAUAAUGCCAUGACUGAUCUGUUUGUGAACACACCCAGUGCGAGUGGCGUUACAUUUCAGUCCAUUAGUGACAUGGGAGAUUUCUGGGAUUAUGCACAGGGACCAUUACUGGAUGGGCUUUACUGGACAAAGUGGUACAACGAGCAGUCGCUGCAGUCAAGUGCGCAGCUCAACGGGCAGUCCUUUAUCUACUAUGAAAACUUGCUGUUGGGAGUCCCCAGAAUGAGGCAGCUGAAGGUGGUGAACAACUCCUGCACGGUGCACAAAGACUUCCGGCAAAACAUCACAGGUUGUUACGAUGUCUACAGCGCCGAGAAAGAGGACACUUCUGCAUUUGGCCUCAUCAAUGGAACUGCCUGGCAGUACCACACUGAGAAGGAGCUGAAGGGUUCUUCUCACUGGGCCAUCCUGACCACAUAUGGGGGCGGCGGCUUUUACCAGGACCUCAAAAUGUCCAAGGAUGAAAGUGCCGCAGUGAUACUGGAGCUGAAACAGAACCUGUGGCUGGACCGUGGAACCAGGGUGGUUUUCAUCGACUUCUCUGCUUACAAUGCCAACAUCAAUCUAUUCUGUGUCAUCAGCCUAGUCGUUGAAUUUCCAGCCAGUGGAGGGGCAAUACCAUCUUAUCAGAUCAGGACAGUGAAGCUGAUUCGCUACAUCAGCACCUGGGACUACUUCAUCAUUGGCUGUGAAAUGGUGUUCUGUGUGUUCAUCUUAUACUAUGUGGUAGAGGAGACCCUGGAGAUACGCAUACACAAGCUGUCCUAUUUCUCAAGUAUUUGGAACAUUCUGGACGUGCUGGUCAUUCUGCUGGCAAUUGUUGCAAUCAUAUUCAAUGUGUUCCGGACCAUCAAAGUGGAUAAAUUACUGGGAAAGCUGCUGGAACAGCCAGAUAUUUAUGCAGACUUUGAAUUUCUGGCAUUUUGGCAAACCCAGUACAACAACAUGAAUGCCAUGAAUUUAUUCUUUGCAUGGAUAAAGGUGUUCAAGUACAUCAGUUUCAAUAAGACAAUGACACAGCUGUCCUCCACGCUGGCACGCUGUGCCAAGGACAUCCUGGGCUUCGCCAUCAUGUUCUUCAUCGUCUUCUUCGCUUAUGCUCAGCUGGGAUACCUGGUCUUUGGAACAGAGGUGGAGUCCUUCAGUACCUUUGUGAAAUGCAUCUUCACCCAGUUCAGAAUUAUCCUAGGAGAUUUUAACUACGAUGCCAUUGACCAAGCCAACAGAAUUCUGGGACCCCUAUAUUUUGUCACCUAUGUGUUCUUUGUCUUCUUUGUGCUGCUGAAUAUGUUCCUGGCCAUCAUCAAUGACACAUAUUCAGAGGUCAAGGAGGAGCUGUCCAAGGAGACAGAUGACCUCCAGAUUACUGAUAUAAUAAAACAGAGCUACACGAAGACCUUUAUGAAACUUAAAUUCAAAAAGGAAAGAAUCACUGAUGUGCAGAAGGCCUUACAAUCAGGAUCAAAGGAACUAGAGUUUAAAGACUUCAGAGAAACCCUGAAAGAAAUGGGCCAUGCGGACAGUGAGAUCUCAGCAGCGUUCUCCAAAUUUGAUCGUGAUGGUAACCACAUUCUGGAUGAGGAGGAACAGACCAAUAUGAAACGCGAGCUGAAGGAGAAAAGGGAUGCUCUAAAUGCUGAGAUAAACACCCUUGGAAAACACUAUGGUAAGAAGGUGCUGGCCCACGCAAAAGAGCAGGAAGACGGGCAGAGCGACAGUAAUGGAGGAAUCACAGUGUCCCAGGAGGAGUUCACUAUGUUGGUUAGGCAGGUUCUUCAGCUGGAGGAUUCAGUAGCAACCAUUAUGGGGAAAAUGGACCUCCCAGCCAGCAGUGGAUCCAAGAACAAUACAACAAUGCCCACACUACUUGCCCAUAUCUUUGAGAAUGAAAGGCCUGCCCCUGACGGCACUGUACAGGCCCCUGUGAUGGGAACCACCUUUGGGGAGAAUGCUAAUAACUAUGGAAACCUAAAGCAUCGGUACGCUGGAUCCAACUGGCCCAUCAGUGGCUACUCUAGGAGCCACAUGUGAAGCAUGUCCAGGUGUCCACAGGGGGGCGCCAAGAAACUCAGAUUGCAGAACCUGCUCAGAUGCAGGUUCAUUGGCUCUGGGUUUUUUUACAUCUUUUUUUUUUUUUUUUUAAAGAAAAUGCUUCAAUUUUACAAAAAAUACCCAUAUACAACUUAUUAUAACACUUUACAAAACUUUUUCUUCCCAGCCCUUUAACUUAACUAUUAAAAUUUGCAUUACCUGUUUGUGUGAAGUCAUGAAAAUAAAAGAUUACAAAAUGUCUAUAAUAAAAAAGUCAACAACGCAUAGUUAAAUUGGGUUAAAUUGGGUGAGAAAAAUCUCCCAGUGGAUGGUAUUUAAAAUCAAGUUAUGAAUUUAAUAUAAAUUAGGGUUGUAUCCCUGUCUCUGUCACACUCUAUAAAAAUACUGAUGAAAUUCCAUUUGAUUUACACAUCCAUAUAAUGUACAGUACAAGUGCAUUCAGCGUAAUCCAGUCUCAAAAUCCCAGAGCCAAAGAACCCAUUUGAGAAUGCACCAACAGCAGGUUUUACUCCAGUUUAGGCGAAUAUUUUUCUAGUCUUAAAAUGACCCAUGUGCUAUGUCUGCUAUACUGAAAUCUGAAAGUAAUAUAGCUUCUUUGUAUGCACUGCAUGUCUUAAUAUAUGUAAAACAAAGAUAUAUGACUUUAUGUUAAUAUGAUGGGUAUGUUUCAUUAGUAAGUGUAAAGUAUACUUUAUGUAUUUUCUUUGUGUGUGUCAGUGUAAUGUGUAUUUAGAAAUGUCGUUUGGAAGGUGACCUUUUACUAUAUGAAUAUAUGUUAAUAUAUUUAUUCCACUCCGUAUUUGACCAUAAAUGUAGAGAUAUGCUGGAUAAAGAAAAUCAUGACAUUUUUUGGUUGAAUCAACUAUGUAUGAUAACAUUAUUUCAAGAAUUCUUGUCCUAUUAACUAGACCUUAACUUAUAAAGACAAAGUCUGAUUAAAGACAGUUUUUUUCUGUGUAAAUUAAAUGAAUGGUAUUUCUGCAGUGAGCUCUACGUCUGUUUGUCAGUAUAUAUAAAGACUACUCUGAAUCACCUUAGAAUCAUGCAGAGCAAAAGUAAAUUAAUGGCGUUAAAUGAAAGUAUUGCAGAAAUUAAAUGGCUAUUCAC
This is a messenger RNA of Anguilla rostrata (American eel), 3709 nucleotides long. RefSeq names its product polycystic kidney disease 2-like 1 (gene pkd2l1). Gene Ontology annotation, molecular function: calcium-activated potassium channel activity; calcium channel activity; muscle alpha-actinin binding. The transcript is spliced from 15 exons. Gene Ontology annotation, biological process: potassium ion transmembrane transport; detection of mechanical stimulus. The record is from RefSeq and is a predicted model, not a curated record. NCBI's taxonomy places the organism in Eukaryota, Metazoa, Chordata, Actinopteri, Anguilliformes, Anguillidae. The coding region runs from base 107 to 2581 and encodes 824 amino acids. Gene Ontology annotation, cellular component: membrane.